This is a messenger RNA of Prosopis cineraria, 2490 nucleotides long. RefSeq lists its product as uncharacterized. The coding region runs from base 1 to 2490 and encodes 829 amino acids. NCBI's taxonomy places the organism in Eukaryota, Viridiplantae, Streptophyta, Magnoliopsida, Fabales, Fabaceae. The transcript has 14 exons. Gene Ontology annotation, molecular function: nucleic acid binding. Gene Ontology annotation, biological process: DNA integration. The record is from RefSeq and is a predicted model, not a curated record.
AUGAUCUCAAAGGAGGAUGAGGUAGUUCCUUCUACUUACGUUGUAGCAGAGGCCAUACCUUCUCCAAUUGUUUCUCCGGAGGCCAUACCAGCUGCACCCUCUACUUUACAUCAUUUGUCCUUACAGGCAUUUCAAGGAUCGGGGGGCCAUUGUAUGAUUCGAUUUGAGGGGAUUUUACAUGGCUUGGCUAUUCAAAUCCUACUUGAUGGGGGUUCUUUCGAUUGUUUUAUACAUCUUCAAAUUGUUCAUCACCUCAAGCUUCUUAUGAAAUCAUUGUCCCAACCGCUUAAGAUUGCAAGCUCUGAUUUAGUUAUUGGUGCCGACUGGCUUGCCACAUUAAGGGAUCAUAUGGUUAACUACCGCACGGCUACCCUUAAAUGUUUCAUAAAUGAUUCCUUCAUUAUGUUGCAAGGAUUCCGUUCUCCUUUAUUGCGUGCUUCUCAAUUUCAUCAACUUCGUCGCUUAUCAAUUAUUGACGCUAUCUCAGAAUGUUUUCUUCUUAGCUGCGACGCCAUAACUGUUUCUACUGCUGUUUCGAACCUGGCCAUUUCUCCUUCUACCCCAUUGGAUUUAUCAGCAGUACUGUACUCUUUCAGUGACAUCUUUCAGGUUCCUUCAGAACUUCCUCCUCCUCGUUCUCACGAUCAUUCCAUUCCAUUGUUGCAGAAUAUUCCGCCGGUCAAUGUCCAGUCAUACAGGUACCCUGUUAUUCAGAAGGAGGAGAUUGAGCGUCAGCUCACUGAGAUGUUGAACUCUGGAUUUAUUCAACCUAUUCCUACAGUUGAUGAGCUUCUUGAUGAAUUGUACAGAUCUCAAUUUUUCUCAAAGCUCGAUUUACGCUUGGGAUAUCAUCAAAUCUUAGUCAGACCUGAAGAUCGAUUUAAGACCGCUUUUCGUACCCAUCAUGGGCACUAUGUGUCCUUCGGCCUCACCAACGCGCCAGCAACUUUCCAAUCCCUCAUGAAUGAUGUUUUUCCCUUGGAGUUAUUACGCCUCCAUAAGCUUUUUGCGAAACUCUCUCAGUGCAUGUUCAGGAAAUCUCAGGUUGAGUAUUUAGGGCACUUGGUGUCUGUGCAUGGAGUGGCUAUGGAUAUGCAAAAGGUUGAGGAUGUGCAAGAGCAGCCCAUUCUUGCCCGUGCCCAAGAUGCUUUUGACUUACUUAAAUGGGCCUUAUCCACAGCUCAAGUACCUGGUUUACCAGAUUUUUCUCGCCCCUUCGUAUUAGAAACUGAUGCAUCGGGGGUGGGGAUCGGCGCUCCUCGGCUUCAAGCUAAAUCAGGUUACGCCCAGGAGUUGUUGGCUGUCGCUGAGGCUAAGUUUCGCCAUUAUCUCUAUGGCUAUAAGUUCAUGGCCUGUCUUCCUAAGCUACUUAGCUAUGAUUUUACAAUUGAGUUUCGUUCUGGCAAAUCAAAUGUUGCUGCAGGUCCUCUAUCGCAUGUGACGUAUGCUGCUUAUACGGUCAUAAAUUCUGAUUUCUUGGAGAAAUUGCAACGAUUAGUAUUACCGGCAAAUGAACCAGAGUUAAUCAUUCCUCUCUUGCAAGAAUUCCAUUCUUCUCCUAUUGGCGAUCAUGCUGGACUCUUACGUCUCCUCUAUCCACUUCUGAUUCCAACUCAAGUUUGGGAGGAUAUUGCUAUGGAUUUCAUUGUUGGGUUACCUCUUUCUAAGGGUUUUUCAGUCAUUAUGGUGGCUAUUGAUCGUUUAACCAAGUUUGGCCAUUUUGCUCCUCUAAAAGCUAAUUUUACAGCUGCUCAAGUCACCUCUGCCUUUUUAACUACUGUAGUUAAGCUGCAUGGGAUUCCCCGUUCUAUUGUCUCUAAUCGUGACAAAGUGUUCACCAGUGCUUUUUGGUGUCACUUGUUUAAGCUACAAGGCAUUGAAUUGAGGAUGAGUUUGGCCUACCACCCCCAAUCGUAUGGUCAAUCCGAAUUGAAAGAUAAUCUUCGAAAAGCUCAAGAGCGUAUGAAGCGGUUUGCAAAUCGUCAUAGAUGCGAAGUAGAUUUUGCUCGCAUAGGCUCUGUCGCAUACAAGCUAGAACUUCCACAAACAGCACACAUUCACCCAGUAUUUCAUGUUUCCUUGCUCAAGAAGUUUGUCGGGACUACACUACCCCCUCUAAUUUCUCUUCGCUUUCAUUCGGAUGCAUCAGGCUUCUUCGUCGUCCCUGUGGAUGUAGUGCCAGAUUUUCCUACUUUUGACCUUGAGGCCAAGGUCCAAAUUGAUGAGGCGAGUGAUGUUAUAAUGCGAAGGCCACAGGGUAUUGGAUCAUCCAUUCAGCCCAAUGACUCAAGAGUGCUAAAGGUUAGAAGAAGCACGAGGCAGAGAAGGGCCACGUGGAAGGUCCGGGAUCAGAGCACAAACACGAGCAGCUACCCUGAACGCAAGAAGCUACUUUUACGGUCAGAGACAACUGGGAAAUCCUUUCAACACUGCGAUUAUCACUUUGUGAUUUAUUUGUCUGACCAUGCUCUUUCCGAGUCUGAUGCCUGA